GGAUGCUCUUCCUUAUUUUUCAAUCGUACGAAUAAUCCGCACUUUUUUUUUUUAAUACAUAUAAGAGCAGCAUCGACGAAAGAGGCCGCCGCAAUGUCCGCCCAAGCGCAAAUGAGAGCUUUGCUCGACCAGCUGAUGGGGACGGCGAGGGACGGUUCAGUGUAUCUUUGCCAGCCUACAUCAAUCUGCAAAGGAGUUGCAGAAAAGCCUCAUGUUCAUCGAGCCGUUUGGCAAGAAAACUGUUCCCAUUUUUACUUUCCUACAGCCGGUUUAAAAUUCUGCAGCUGAGGGCUUGAAGAUGCAGAAGGGUACAGUAUGUGGUGCAGAUCGCAGUGUGUAUAAACCUACUUUCUGUCAAUGUUUCAUGUCUGUAAAUGGCUUGGCCCGAUUGAUUAUCAUUUUUUUUUUUUUUGUAACCUAUGCGUUGAUGGUAGUGAUGCACCGAAUUUUCGCCCACUGUAAAAUUACAGCUAACAAUUUUCCAAAAAGUGGAUUUUCGGUUUUGGGCAGAAAUGCGUUUGCCGGCAAACUGAAACGACAGAAACGGGAUGUUUUUGCGACGCAAGCAAAAACGGGUUGUGAACACUGUAUUGCAAAGAAAAAUUAUUAAUUUUUUUAAAAUGCCGCCUCCACUGAACAACUGCCAUUCCUUCCUGCCCUCCUGUGUGGGUGUAAUCUGGGAAGGGUUGGGGGCGGGGUUUACUCUGCACUGCCCCAGCUACUUAAAGGUCAAGUGUCAUGCCUAUAAACAUUGUAAAAUAGAUAUUGUAAUGAAAAAUACAAAUAAUAUUAUUCAUUUGAAUGUCUAUACAAAAAAAUAUGAGGGGAGAGCGUGUCAUCCAUGCGCAAAGUUGCAAAAGUCUCAUUCGAUUAUCCAAGUGGCGGCCAUAUUGGCUGCAUCUUCUGUACGUGAUGUCACACCGGGACAUUCGCCAUUGAAAACACGCCGUGCCGCCUACUAUGGCUAUACUUUUGUACUGACUAUACUUUUAGAAGAAGAGAACAUCUCACAACCGAGUGAAGUGACCGGGGCGAUAUUAGCCUAUCGUUUCGAGCCGUAUUUAGAUGAUAUGCGGAUCGCGGCCAAACAGCCUCCCUGUCCGAUCCACCUUUUUCACGACUAACCGGGUCUUUUGGAAAAGUAUGAAGAGUGAAUCCAUCCUCCCGAUUGUUCGACCAAUAUCCAGAAAUACAACGAUCCGACAUUUUGGCGAACACGAAGGAACAACAAGCUACCUUCCAGCAGGUAAAACUAGCAUAAACACACGACCGCUUGCGUGCGCUACUGCCCUGUAGGUCGCUUCCUGCUUCUUCUCGAAAACAAAUCCCUCGAGAGGAUUUUCAUGGCGGGAGUUACAAAAAGUCAUAUAUGUGAAAAUCAGGUUUUGUGGUGGGGGAAAAAAAACGGAUGGGGUUUGUACCGGCUGUCGGUUUUUUUUUUUUUUUUUUUUCGUUAAUGACAUACUAAAAAUCAUACAUUUCAUGACAGUGGACCUUUAAGAGCAGCAGCCAACAUGGCUUAAUCCAAUACUGAGCCUUCGCGUCCAGUUUCGAUCCGGACAGGACGGAAACCAGAAAUGAAUUCAUCACUUGCGAUAUAAACGGCAUAAAGUGUCCCGUUGUAAUGUUGGUGGAUUUAUCUUGGAUGGGACCUCUGCGGUCCCAGCCAUAAAUGCAAAUCUGUUGCUAAUUAGGGUCGUCGUCUCUUUCGGCUUUUGGCCUCAGGUUCCUCAUUUCCGGCCAAGAAUUUUCAUUUCGGUGCAUCACUAGUUCGAGGCGCCAUGUCAAACGUGCCAUUGUGGGCACCCGAGCCUUAAAACGAGCGUAACUGAGAGUUGGGGCUCCGCUUCUUGUCGUAACGUCAUUGAGGCUUGGGUAAGUCACGCAAAUGAGGCCACGCGUUGCCUCGUGUAACUUCGCACUCAUGCCAACGCAGGCAAAGUUUAUGAAUAGCUCAUAUGACGUGCUAAUGACCAAGAUGAUUUUUUUGUUUGUUUGUUUUUUGUUUUUGUUUUUUUUUUUUCAAACAAGGUCUCCCGACUGUUUUGAGUGCCGCUUUUGUGAUCUGGUGCGACACUUUUCAUGUACCGUAAAACGGCAGUCGGAUAAGUCAAAAGCUGAAUCCUCGCCCUGAAUGAGGAACGUGUGAGGUCUUGUCUCACUGGGCGCCUUUUGGACUGUUUCAGGGGACGAGACGCGGCAGCGGGUCAAGUACUCGGACGAGCGGGUCUGCAAAAGUCAUCUCCUGGACUGCUGUCCGCACGACAUCCUGUCUGGAACCCGCAUGGACCUGGGCGAGUGCACCAAGAUCCACGACCUGGCGCUCCGAGCAGACUACGAAAUAGCCUCCAAGGAGAGAGACCUUUUUUUUGAGCUGGACGCCGUCGAUCACUUGGAGUCGUUCAUCGCCGACUGCGACCGCAGGACCGAACUGGCCAAGAAGCGCUUGGCCGAGACUCAAGAAGAGAUCAGUGCCGAAGUGGCGGCCAAGGCGGAGAAGGUGCACGAGCUGAACGAGGAAAUCGGGAAGCUCCUGGCCAAGGCCGAGCAGCUCGGAGCCGAGGGGAACGUGGAGGAAUCCCAGAAGGUUCUGCAGGAAGUGGAGAAGGUCCGCAGCAGGAAGAAGGAUGCCGAGGAGGAAUACAGAAACUCCAUGCCGGCCUCCAGUUUCCAGCAGCAGAAACUGCGCGUGUGCGAGGUGUGCUCCGCGUACCUGGGCCUCCACGACAACGACCGCCGCCUGGCCGACCACUUCGGGGGCAAACUCCACCUGGGCUUCAUCCAGAUCAGAGAGAAGCUGGACCAACUGAAAGUGUGUGCGAAAACGGUGGUGGACAAGCAGGAGAAACGCAACCUGGACCGCCUCAAGAGACGGGAAGAAAGGGAGAAGGAGGAAAAGAUGAAAAAACGGACGAGAUCCCGUAGCAGAGAGCACAAAAGGUCUCGUUCCCGCGACCGAAGGAGGCGCCGCUCUCGCUCCUCGUCGCGAGACAAGCGCCGCUCGCGCUCCCGAUCCAGAGACAGGAAGAGGCGACAGCGGUCCCGCUCCCGAAGCCGAGGCCACCGUCACAGCCACGAGCUGAGCUCCAGGCACAAGUCAUCCAGAGACCGCGAGCGCUCGUCCCGAGACGAGUCGCAGGGGCGCGAGCGGCGAGACGGCGUCAACGGCAGGUCGGACUCCCGCAGGGCGGACGACAGAGAAGACCCGUGAAAGGCCGACGACGUCCACCCCCGCGCAACAGUCGGCGUCCUGUUUCACGUAGUCCUCCGUAGGCCUCCUUUUUUCCUUGAAUCCCGAACCCGAUUCAGUCGUUGUGAAUCAAAAGAAUUAUCGAGCCAACUUUCAUCUUCGGUGAUUUGCUGGCCUUUCUUUAUCGAAUAAACGGCGACUCCAAUAGAACGACCGUACAUUUGUCAAUACGUACCCUUUUAUUGAAUUUCUUUUAUGAUACAGAAUUGACUUUGGAGUGUCCGGAGUGGGCUUUGGGAUCCUGUUGGUUUUUUUUUUUUUUUUUUUUUUGGUUUGCGAGUUUUAGUUCAAGUCCCUCCACGCAUUCACCACAUUUUUUUUCUUUGUCCAAUAUUUUAUUUUAUUUUUAUUUUUUUUUUCCACAACCGGUAUGUAGUGAGGGUAAAUUCAAAUGUGAAGUCUAGUUGGGGAAAAAAAAUAAGUUGGAAAUGUUUAAGUUAUGGCUUGUUUUGUUGAUUGGAAAAAAAAAGAAAAAGCAUAUAAAUGUUCAUUGAAAAAAAGCACGUUAGUUUUGGCAGUUGGAAAAUUGUACAAUCCCAUUUAAAAGAAAAAAAAAAAAGUGACCUGCUUUGUAAGUACAUGCAAACAGAUUGUAAAAAUGGCUGCAUCGCUUUACACAUGUGAAGGUGUCAAUCUGGUUCCGCUGAGAUUCAUAUUGGGAAAAGAAAAAAGAACAAUUCUCAAUUAAACCAUAUUAAAGUCUU
Syngnathoides biaculeatus (alligator pipefish) is the source of this 3954-nucleotide messenger RNA. RefSeq names its product LUC7-like (S. cerevisiae) (gene luc7l). NCBI's taxonomy places the organism in Eukaryota, Metazoa, Chordata, Actinopteri, Syngnathiformes, Syngnathidae. The record is from RefSeq and is a predicted model, not a curated record. The transcript has 11 exons. Gene Ontology annotation, molecular function: mRNA binding. Gene Ontology annotation, biological process: mRNA splice site recognition. Gene Ontology annotation, cellular component: U2-type prespliceosome; U1 snRNP. The coding region runs from base 2285 to 3211 and encodes 308 amino acids.